AUGAAGGAGCUGCGUAGCCUCGACAUCUCGCAUAACGCUGUCGAGAGUCUACAGGAGGUGGCGACGCUGUCAAAUCUGCUGGUGCUUAAAUGCUCCAGCAACCAAAUCGCCGAUCUGAGCUGGAUCGCAGGACUAAAUCAGCUGGAGGAACUGUGGAUUCGAGACAAUCGCGUCGAGAGUGCGCAAGUGGCGCAUUUGCAGCAGCUUUCCGCACUCCAAACGCUGGUCAUCCAUCCGAAUCCGUGUACCGAGCGAGGUGACUAUGUGUACGGCCUCGGUCAUCUAAAUAUUUUUCUACUGAUAACUUUAGUGCGUGUUUAA
This is a messenger RNA of Phytophthora infestans T30-4, 321 nucleotides long. RefSeq lists its product as uncharacterized. Gene Ontology annotation, molecular function: protein binding. The transcript has a single exon. The coding region runs from base 1 to 321 and encodes 106 amino acids. NCBI's taxonomy places the organism in Eukaryota, Oomycota, Peronosporomycetes, Peronosporales, Peronosporaceae. The record is from RefSeq and is a predicted model, not a curated record.